This is a messenger RNA of Oxyura jamaicensis (ruddy duck), 3106 nucleotides long. RefSeq names its product sperm associated antigen 5 (gene SPAG5). Bases 161 to 3106 code for a protein of 981 amino acids. The transcript has 23 exons. Gene Ontology annotation, biological process: cell division; regulation of attachment of spindle microtubules to kinetochore. The record is from RefSeq and is a predicted model, not a curated record. NCBI's taxonomy places the organism in Eukaryota, Metazoa, Chordata, Aves, Anseriformes, Anatidae.
AGCCCCCCCCCGUCCCCCCCUGGCAGCACCAGCCCACCCUCCUCCUGCAGCCCGGGCCCCCCAGGCACCUCCACCCCGCAGGGGGCUCCCUUCCACGGGUGGCGUGCGGUGCCCGCCGACCUCUCCUGCAGCCCCGUGGGACCCGAGCCCCCGUCUAGCCAUGGGGGUAGGGGUUUCCCCACUUGCCCCAGCACCCCUGGGACCGCCACGUCCCCAAGCCCUGCCCUGCCGGAGCAGAGCCCCCCCCAGAACGAGGCAGAUGAGUCGGAGCCCGCAGGGUCUGAGCCAGCGGCCACCCCUGUCCCCGCAUCGGAGCCAUCCCCGGGGGGGCAUAUCCUGGGCGUUGCCGCUGGUGUGGCUGGAGAGGAGCCUCCACGCCUCGUCCCUGCUGGAGUCCCUGCGCCACAGCCUCCCCCUGGCCGUGCCGCGGCGGGACAUCGGCACCAGCGUCACCCCUGUGCCCACCGUGGCCACGGGCACCAGCAUCACUCCUGUGCCCACCAAGGCCACGGGCACCAGCGUCACCCCCAUGCCCGCCGUAGCCACGGGCACCAGCGUCACCCCCGUGCCCACCAUGGCCAUCGGCACCGUCAUGACCCCGCGGGAGUGCCAGGACCGGAGCACCGGCACAUCCACAGUGGCUCGCGCCAAGGACAGCGCCGCCGAGACCGACUCGCUGCUCUGGCACUGUCCCCGGGAGCAGCUGAGGUCCCUGCCGCGGGCGGAGCUGGAGGGGAGGCUGGAGAGCACCCUCAUCAUCAUCGAGGUGCUCUCGCUGCAGCUCCGCGACUGGCAGGAGAGCCAGCGGCCGCUCCCCGCCGUGGGGCCGGCCGAGCAGCGGGAUGCCCACACCCAGACGGACGUCACCCGGCCCCAGGGGGAGGAGCAGAUCUACCACAGCCUCUACGUGGAGCUGCAGAGGAAGACCCAGGCUCUGCAGCGGCAGCGGGGCGCCGAGCAGGACCUGGCGCGGGAGCUGGCACGGGCGGCGGAGGCGACGGACGCCUGGGCCGGGCAGGGCCUCCUGCUGCAGAGCCUCGCGGAGGGCGCUCUGCAGAGCCUGCGGGACGAUCGCGGAGCCCUGGCCCAGGAGCGGGAGCAGGUGAGGGCCCUGGUGUCCCGGUGCGUGGCCAUGCUGCACAGCGUCCCCGGCAAGCUGCGGAGCUGCCUGCAGGAGCGGGACGAGGCGCAGCAGCGAGCAGAUGAAGCCCUUCGAGCCAAGGAGGAGUGUGACAGCUUCCUGGAGGCUUUCCGCUCCCACGCCAGUGCCCAGAUCAGCGCCCGGGACCAGAGCCUGGCGUCCCAGCGAGAGCUGGGCGAGCUGCUGGAAGGUGCCAUCCACCAGCAGGCCUCCCUGGCUGCAGAGGCUCAGCCCUUCUGUGAGUUCGUAGACGUCACCUUUGAAAACCUUCAGGAGGAGCGGAGGGCACUUGACGACGAGCGGGAGCAGGUGAGGGCCCUGGUGUCCCGGUGCACGGCCGCGCUGCAGAGCGUGCCCGACACGCUGCGGAGCUGCCUGCGGGAGCGGGACGAGGCGCAGCAGCGAGCGGACGAAGUCCUUCGAGCCAAGGAGGAGGUGUCCCACCAGCUGGAGGAGACCUCGGCGGCCCUGCAGGACGCGGUGGCUCAGGUGGAGCAGCUGACGGUGGCCAACUCGCGCCUCGGUGCAGACCUGGGCACCCUGAUGAAGCAGCUGGCCAGCGUGCAGCAGGAGCGGGACACGCUCCAGCAGGAGAACGGGGACCAGAAGGAGGAGAUAUCCUGGCUGGUGAGGGAGCGGGACGCCCUGCAGCGGGAGCGCGGCGAGCUGAGCCGGGAGCUGCGGGAAGCGGCGGAGUGCCGGGAGUUCCUCGAUCAGGAGAACCGCAUGUCCCGCAGGCAGCUGAUGGAGGUGGAGGCCAAGCUCAAGUCCACGCUGGCCGAGCUGCAGGAGCGCAGCCUGCAGCACGAGGAGCUGAAGGAGUCCCACCGGUGCCUGCAGGACGAGCGAGCUGCCCUCCUCAAGGAGCUGGAGAGCACCAAGGCCGAGCUCCUGGACUUGCAGCUCAAGAGGGAGAAGGUCUCCUGGUGCCUGGCAGACAUCGCCGAGAGCAAGCUGAGGCUGCAGGAGCUCGCCGACUGCCUGCGAGACGCCCUGGAAGAGGAGAAGGACGAUGACGCCCCGUCGAGGAGCAGAACCUGGACCCCAGCCCCGCGGACGCCCGCCCGCCGCACCCCGUACCGCGCCGGGGACUCCUUCGUGGGCAGCGUCCUGAAAGCGGUGUCGGGGAGAGAUACUGAUGAAGCUGCCGGAUUUGGGAGCGUACCAAGGAUGAAGCCUACCAAGGAUAAAAGUUUCUCCACGCCAAAGCGAGCAGAGCCCGAGGACGGCCUGAUAGAGAGGGUGGCAGAGCUGAGGGCCGUGGUCUCCGACCUCUCCUUGCUGAGUACCCGCAUCCAGGAGCUGGAGCAGAGCGAGUUCAAGGCUCUGCAGGCUGAGAUCUCCGACCUGCAGCUCAAGCUGGAGGAGGUGACGACCGAGAGCCAGGAGAGGACGGACGCCCAGGCCGCCACCAUCGCCAAGCUGAACAAGGCGCUGCGGGGCAAGCUACAGAACGAGAAGGAGCUGCAGGACCUUGUGAAACAGCAGGAAGAGAAGAUGCUGCAACUCAUCGACAAGAGCGGGGAAGUGACGAGGCUGAAGGGGGAGGUCUCCCAGCUGAAGCGCUCGCUGCAGCGCGCCGAGACGGAGGCCAAGGUGCUGUGGGAGGAGAUGCGGGGCCAGGAGCCCAAGGUGGACGCUGCCCACGUCCAGGAGCGGGUCCUGCUGCGGCAGGAGGUGGACAAACUGCGCUUGCUGCUCCUGGAGAAGGAGGAUGAGAACUUGCUGCUCUCAGACAAGUACCUGGAGCAGGUCCGAGGGCUGGAGCUGAGGCUCCGUCACGCCCAGAAGCUGCUGAGGACCCACGAGGAGAUGCAGGAGAAGGUGAAGGAGGUCCGCUGCUGUCCCCAGGUCCUGUCGUCGCUCCCUGAGGUGCCACCAGGCUGCCAGGAGCUUCCGGGCCUCCUGCGCUACCUGGGCCUGAAGCCGAGCGGUGGCAGCAAGGAAGCCACCGAGCCGCUAUAG